Messenger RNA from Olea europaea var. sylvestris, 2888 nucleotides. Its product is annotated as cysteine-rich receptor-like protein kinase 2. The transcript is spliced from 8 exons. Gene Ontology annotation, molecular function: ATP binding; protein kinase activity. The coding region runs from base 730 to 2661 and encodes 643 amino acids. Gene Ontology annotation, biological process: protein phosphorylation. NCBI's taxonomy places the organism in Eukaryota, Viridiplantae, Streptophyta, Magnoliopsida, Lamiales, Oleaceae. The record is from RefSeq and is a predicted model, not a curated record.
UUUAUAAGACUUCAAGUCUUUGAAUACUGCCUCAAAAUUCAAAACUGAGGUGUAAGUUUGUGUAAGGUACAUCACUUUCCCUUUUUUUAUAAAUUUAAAUAUUGACUAUUUGCUUGAAUGUUAAAUUAAAUGUCUGGAUUUUUCUUUGUAGUGGCUGUAUAUUUUAUGCAAAUAUCUUGUCGUGGAGUGAAAGUUUUUAUGGAUUGAGUUGGCUCCUGGCUACUAAUUCUAAGUGUAGUUGAAGUGGGGUCUUGAUUUUCUGUUGAGGUGUCAUUAUCAGCAUUGACAUCGUUUUCCAUAUUGCAUUAUUCAUCAAUCUUUAAUCCAAUUUAUGGCCUUACUUUCUGCAGCUUUCUCUCGUGCAAAGAUAUGAUACUAAACAAAUGACAUCUGUGUUUUUCAUCUAAAAUUUGACCUUUCUACCAAGAAAAUGAUUUUUGAUGAAAUCUGAAAGGUUGAGGGAAUUUUCGGUGGGUUGAAAAUGUAAAGUCUCCAUCUGGUUUUGUUAUCAUAGAUCCAAAUGACUGCAUAAAUAUUUUUGAUACACCUUUUUGACUUGUUGCAUAAUGAGUCUCUUUCUUUCAGACCAAGCCAUGUUGCCAGGGAGGAUCCUCCCUGACAUAUACUCACAAUGGAGGGGGGUGGGUGCACUUUUUUUGACAUUUUUUAUUCAAGCGGAUCCCACGCAGGUCCCACCACAUACGACUGGAAGACGAAACGACUCAGAAAAUGAAGGAAUCCAUUAUCAUCAUUAUUCUUGUGACUUUGCUAUCACCAGACGCAUCAUUGGGGGAGCCAAGAACUCAGAUUGUUCAGAUGAUGUGCGGGAACCAACUUGAGCACAACACCUCCAUUUUUGUCCUGAACUUUGUUGACGUAAUGGAGAACAUAAGUGCGCAGAUGCGAACUUCGGGUUUUGGCAGGGCAGUAGUGGGUUCAGGACCUGACACUAAUUAUGGACUAGCACAAUGCUAUGAUGAUCUUUCUUUAUCUGACUGUGUAUUAUGCUAUGCUGAAAUGCGCACCAUUCUUCCUCAGUGCUUUCCUAACAAUGGUGGAAGGAUUUUCCUUGAUGGCUGCUUCAUGCGAGUUCAGAAUUACAGUUUCGAUCAAGAGUAUACUGGACCAAUUGACACAGAAGUUUGUGGUAAUAGAACCCGAAAGAGUUCUGCAUUUCAGAAUUCAGCAAGGCAGGCUGUGGUACAAGCAGUUUCAGCUGCACCCAACAACAACGGCUUUGCACGGGCUCAAGUGCCUGUGUCCGGAACAAAUGAAUCAGCUUAUGUUCUUGCUAACUGCUGGAGGACUCUUAGUGCUAGUUCUUGCAGAGCUUGUUUGCAGAAUGCAUCUGCAUCUAUAUUGGGAUGCUUGCCAUGGUCUGAGGGUCGGGUUUUGAAUACAGGGUGCUUCGUUAGGUACUCUGACACCAACUUUCUUAAUCCUAUACCAAGAAAUGGAAGUUCAAAAGGGAAAGUAAUAGGUAUUGUAGUCGCAGUCUCUAGUGCAGUACUUGUAUUGAUUGUUGGAGCUACCAUUGGAUUUUACAUUUGGAAUCACAAAACAAUAGAGAAGAAGAGGAAAGGUUCCAGCGAUGCAGAAAAACUGGUGAAGACCCUGCAUGACAGCAGCUUGAACUUCAAAUAUUCCACGCUUGAGAAAGCAACUGGUUCUUUUGAUGAAGCCAACAAGCUUGGGCAAGGUGGAUUUGGUACAGUGUAUAAGGGAGUUCUGCAAGAUGGAAGAGAGAUUGCUGUCAAGAGGCUUUUCUAUAACAACAAACAUAGAGCAGGAGAUUUUUACAAUGAAGUCAAUAUUAUCAGCAGUGUCGAGCACAAAAAUCUGGUCAGGUUGUUGGGAUGCAGUUGUUCGGGACCUGAAAGUCUUCUUAUAUACGAAUUUUUACCAAACAAGAGUCUUGAUCUCUUUAUUUUUGAUCCAAACAAAGGAAAAGCACUAAAUUGGGAGAAGAGAUACGAGAUAAUUAUAGGGAUAGCAGAAGGGUUGGUGUGCCUUCACGAAAACACAAAUACCAGAAUCAUUCACAGAGACAUCAAAGCAAGUAAUAUCCUCUUGGAUUCUCGACUCCGAGCUAAAAUUGCUGAUUUUGGGUUGGCGAGGACUUUCCAGGAAGAUAAAAGUCAUAUUAGCACUGCCAUUGCAGGAACUUUAGGAUAUAUGGCUCCAGAAUACUUGGCUCACGGGCAAUUAACAGAAAAAGCAGAUUUGUAUAGCUUUGGUGUACUUGUGCUUGAAAUUGUCACAGGGAGACAGAAUAACAGGAGCAAAGAGGCAGAGUAUUCAGACAGCUUAAUUUCUAUUGCAUGGAAUCAUUUCCAGCAAAGAACAGUGGACGAGCUGUUCGAUCCAAACUUAAUGCUGCAUAAUUAUCAUAACAUCGAUGUGAAGAAUGAGAUUCUAAGGGUUGUUCAUAUUGGACUCCUGUGCACCCAAGAGAUCCCAUCCCUACGACCAUCCAUGUCCAAAGCACUACAGAUGCUGGUAAAGAAAGAAGAGCACCUUCCUGUACCGACUAAUCCCCCUUUCAUGGAUGAAAAGACUAUGGAACUUAAUGACACAUUCGAAAGCCCAAUUUCCCCCAUCAUUUAUGGGAAUCAUGAUUCAGUUGCAAGCAUAUCCCAGAGUAUUUUCUAUCCUAGGUGACUUCAAAAAUAUGAAUUUGAUUGGCAAAUUUUAGCUGGAAAUUUUGGACGCAGGAGUUGAUAUAGAGUUGUAAAGGAAAAGAUGAUGUUGAAUUUUUAUUUAUUUAUUUAUUUCUAAAUUUUGAAUAAUAGUGUAUUAUUUGUGUUAACACUAGUUUGACGUUUUCUUCCAUUACUCGUCUCUCGAGUAACAAAAAUUGAAUUUCUACAGUUUUGCUUAUUGUACAA